This is a messenger RNA of Candoia aspera, 1717 nucleotides long. RefSeq names its product BEN domain-containing protein 5-like. The record is from RefSeq and is a predicted model, not a curated record. The transcript is spliced from 11 exons. The coding region runs from base 6 to 1679 and encodes 557 amino acids. Gene Ontology annotation, molecular function: DNA binding. Lineage: Eukaryota; Metazoa; Chordata; Lepidosauria; Squamata; Candoiidae. Gene Ontology annotation, biological process: negative regulation of DNA-templated transcription.
UAGGAAUGAAAACAAACAUGGCGGAGGGAAGCAGUACAGCAGAAACGGGUAGCGACAUAGGAAUAGAUGAAACUAUUACAGGAAACUUAAGCAAAUAUACUGCUGUUCCACCAGGUUACUAUGGAGAGACAAAAAAAGGUCAUCUUCUUUUUGAUGCCUGCUUUGAAAGUGGGAACCUUGGACGUGUGGACCAUAUUACUGAAUUUGAAUAUGAUCUGUUCAUCAGACCAGACACAUGUAAUCCACGUUUUCGAGUCUGGUUCAACUUCACUGUUGAAAAUGUAAAAGAAUCUCAGAGGGUCAUUUUCAAUAUUGUCAACUUCAGUAAAACAAAGAGCCUCUAUCGAGAUGGAAUGGCUCCAAUGGUAAAAUCUACAAGCAGGCCUAAAUGGCAAAGACUUCCACCCAAAAAUGUGUAUUAUUACCGCUGCCCUGAUCACAGGAAGAACUAUGUAAUGUCAUUUGCUUUUUGUUUUGACCGAGAAGAUGACAUAUAUCAGUUUGCGUACUGCUACCCUUAUACUUAUACUCGUCUUCAGCAUUAUCUGGAUAACUUAGAGAAGAGGAACAUGGACUAUUACUGCAGAGAGUUUCUAGGACUUAGUGUGCAACAGCGGCAACUUGACCUCUUGACUAUAACCAACCCUGAAGAUAAAACAGACCUUGAAAACAGUGUGAUGCAGAAGAAAAUUAAAAUCCCCAAGCUCUCUCUCAAUCACCUAGAAGAAACAGGGGAGAUUACAGAUUAUGGGGAUGAAGAUAUGGAACUUAGACACUGUAAGAGACAAGAUGGAAAGAAACAGAACGAAGGUACGCACAAAAGCAUUGAAGCAGUUGUUGCGCGCCUUGAAAAACAAAAUGGAAUGAGUCUUAGUAGUAAUUCCAGUCCUGAGGCAACAUUUAUGGAAACUUCAGACAGAAUGAACAAUAUGGACGAUGCUGUAGUUCCUCGAGUUCUUUAUGAAGAGUUGCUGAGAAGCUAUCAGCAACAGCAAGAAGAAAUGAGGCACAUUCAACAAGAACUUGAAAGAACAAGAAGGCAGCUUGUUCAACAAGCAAAAAAGUUAAAGGAGUAUGGGACAUUAGUGUUAGAAAUGAAGGAGCUAAGAGAUCUGAACAGACGGCUGCAGGAUGUCCUGCUUCUCAGACUAGGCAGUGGUCCUGCCCUAGAGCUUGAAAAGGUUACACCAGAAUCCAUUGAACCUGAGCCUGAUGUACAGACAGCUUUCAGUGAGGAAGCAAACACUUCAACGUACUACCCAGCUGCUAUUCCUGUAAUGGACAAAUACAUUCUUGAGAAUGGGAAGGUUCACCUUGGAAGUGGCAUCUGGGUAGAUGAGGAGAAAUGGCACCAGCUGCAAGUAACGCAAGGAGAUUCAAAGUAUACAAAAAACUUAGCAGUUAUGAUUUGGGGAACUGAUGUUCUCAAAAACAGAAGUGUCACAGGUGUUGCCACUAAAAAAAAGAAAGAUGCUGUUCCUAAGCCACCUCUGUCACCUCACAAGUUAAGCAUUGUCAGAGAAUGUUUGUAUGACAGGAUAGCACAAGAAACUCUGGAUGAAACGGAAAUUGCACAGAGACUCUCCAAAGUCAACAAGUAUAUUUGUGAAAAAAUCAUGGAUAUCAAUAAAUCAUGUAAAAAUGAAGAAAGGAGAGAAGCAAAAUAUAAUUUGCAAUAAAUUUUGAAUUUUUAAUAAAGUGUUAGUGUUUUACUCUG